AUUAGACUCAUUAUGUCGGCACAUCUUAUAGUGUUUUGGAAUAUUUUACAUGGAACUAAAGGCUGGGAUAAUCUCAGUUUACUACCACAAUAUAAAGGACAACCGUCUAUGAAACCCUAUUACAGAGGUUAUAACGCACCGCCAGGGGGACCUGUAGAUGGAUAUCUUGAAGAGGAGCGUGGUCAAAGUACAUGUAGCAUUACAUGGACUAAUCCUUCUAUUAAGGAAGCUUGGUGGAAAUUUCCGUUGAAAUCCAUAGCUAAUGUAGCAUAUCUAGAAAUUUAUUUUCGAAGUUCUACUCCAAAUCGACACGUGGGUUUCUCUGUGUUUAUCUUCAAUAACUCAUCAUACAUUCCUCCAGUAAAUCCAUCUCAGCAUAAAGUGUUCAGCCACAAUAUAUCUACCUGUAUCGAACAUGUGACAAAUGUACCUAUUAAUAAAGAGACCCAAGGAAUAGCACUAUAUAAUACAAGGGAUCCUCUUGUCAACACAACAUGUGAAGGUUUUGAUCCAAGGUUUGCAACGAUUGAAAUUUGUGAAGUAAAGGUGAUGGGUUGUCCUUCACAACAUUUCGGAGAGAACUGCACAUUAUGUGAUAAAAAAUGUCGCAGCAGAAUGUGUGAUGCUUUUAAUGGUUCCUGUACAUACGGCUGCGAAAACAAAUUUAUGGAAUGGCCUGAGUGCUCCGUGUGCAAAGAGGGAUUAUUUGGACAAGACUGUGAAUCACAUUGUGGUCAAUGUAUCAUCGGUACCUUCUGUGAUAGAGUAACAGGAAUAUGUCCAGAUGGAUGCCAGGAUCCUUGGAAUGGUUCUUUGUGUAAUGUAUGCAAGGAAGGAUAUUAUGGCCAGACAUGUAAGGAUGCAUGCGGAAACUGUAGAAAUGGAACAUUCUGUAACCCAACAACUGGAAUAUGUCCGGAUGGAUGUGAAGAACAUUGGGAUGGACUAACAUGCAAAGAAUGCAAAAAUGGAAAUUAUGGACAAAACUGUGAUUUUAACUGUGGCAGGUGUACCAAUGGAACCUUUUGUGAUAACAUAACAGGGAUAUGUACAGAAGGAUGUGAAGAUCAUUGGAAUGGUACUCUGUGUAAUGUUUGUUUGGAUGGUUUCUAUGGUCACCAUUGUAAAAAUAAAUGUGGACUAUGUCUGACAAGAAUGCUGUGCAAUAAACUAACAGGGGUCUGUCCCACGGGGUGUAAAGACAAUUGGACUGGCCCAAGAUGUGAUGAAUGUGAAGAUUAUAAAUAUGGACCAAACUGUGUUUUUAACUGUGGUCACUGUAAAGACGGCAAACCGUGCUCGAAGUUGAACGGACAUUGUGAAGCGGGAUGUGUUUCCGGGUGGGGUGGAUUGUUUUGUUCGAAAGAAUCAUCCUGUACAGAAAAUUUAAAUGCAGAUUCUGGAAUUUCUAAGGCUUCAACUGCAAUUAUAUCCAUUGUCUCAACAUUUGUUGUUGUAACUCUUUUAUACGCAGUGGUGGCUAGAAUCGUAUACGAUAAAAUGAAGCAUAUGAUUCCAUUGACAGGAAAAAACCCAAAAGACAUCAUAUCUGGAAAACUUGACGAUCAUUUAGUUGAUACAAACAUCGAUCCUACUUAUCAAAAGAUAACUAAACAAUCAGAAAAUUCCUUCUACCAGGAACUGCGCAUCUACAAAAAUGAUGAUUUUGUUCAAAACAAAUAG
This is a messenger RNA of Saccostrea cuccullata (small rock oyster), 1683 nucleotides long. Its product is annotated as scavenger receptor class F member 1-like. The coding region runs from base 13 to 1683 and encodes 556 amino acids. Gene Ontology annotation, molecular function: scavenger receptor activity. The transcript has 11 exons. The record is from RefSeq and is a predicted model, not a curated record. NCBI's taxonomy places the organism in Eukaryota, Metazoa, Mollusca, Bivalvia, Ostreida, Ostreidae.